Messenger RNA from Rotaria sordida, 657 nucleotides. The record is from the annotation of a GenBank genome assembly. NCBI's taxonomy places the organism in Eukaryota, Metazoa, Rotifera, Eurotatoria, Philodinida, Philodinidae.
AUGGGCAAUAAAAUAGCUCAUCGACGUAGUUCCAUAGCAACAUCGACUACUGUUAUAUCAACAGAUUUAACCUCAUUUGUUUACGAGGAUUUAAUCUUUCAUGUUCAAGCUAUUCAAAAUCAAAUGAUCGAAACCGUAAAGUAUCUUGAUGAUCGAUGGAAAAAUGAGAAAAAGAUCCGAAAGGAAAUAAAAUCACGUUCAAUAAUAAUUAUUGAUUCAUAUGGAAAUCCAAUGACUGAUACAUAUAUGGACCAUGAAUUGAUCAGUACAUUAUUUAGAAAAUGGCAUCUGGAAGACAGCAGAACUCUUUCAGCCUAUAAUAUACAAAAGGAAGCUGUGCUUUAUAUAUCUGUAUGUUUACGAGGUGGAAUGUAUAAUUUUACUAGUGGUCGACUAGAUUUUGAAAAUUUACCAAAAGCAGAAGUCAAAGUAAUAAAAAAUAUUCUGGCAUUUAAAUUUAAACAUAAAAGUCAUCCUGCACAUUUAUUACCUGUGAAACUACAAAAUUUUGUUUUACAAGGACAACUUCUUCUUUCAAAAUUAUUUAAUGAAUUCAAAAAUGUCUAUACAUCUGAUGAUGUUCCAUAUUUAAAAAAUAUUAUCUUACCGGACAUUGCUGAUAAUGAAGAUGAUGAUGAUUUUUUAAAUGCACAAUGA